Messenger RNA from Lolium rigidum, 680 nucleotides. RefSeq names its product histone H2B.1-like. Gene Ontology annotation, biological process: nucleosome assembly. The record is from RefSeq and is a predicted model, not a curated record. Gene Ontology annotation, cellular component: nucleosome. Gene Ontology annotation, molecular function: protein heterodimerization activity; DNA binding; structural constituent of chromatin. Bases 1 to 459 code for a protein of 152 amino acids. NCBI's taxonomy places the organism in Eukaryota, Viridiplantae, Streptophyta, Magnoliopsida, Poales, Poaceae. The transcript has a single exon.
AUGGCCCCCAAGGCUGAGAAAAAGCCGGCGGCGAAGAAGCCCGUGGAGGAGGAUCCCGCGGCGGAGAAGGCCGAGAAGACUCCGGCGGGCAAGAAGCCCAAGGCCGAGAAGCGGCUGCCGGCGGGCAAGACCGCUUCCAAGGAAGGCGGCGAGAAGAAGGGGAAGAAGAAGGCCAAGAAAAGUGUUGAGACCUACAAAAUCUACAUCUUCAAGGUGCUGAAGCAGGUUCACCCCGACAUCGGCAUCUCCUCCAAGGCCAUGUCCAUCAUGAACUCCUUCAUCAAUGAUAUCUUUGAGAAGCUUGCCGGCGAGUCCGCCAAGCUGGCCCGGUACAACAAGAAGCCCACCAUCACCUCCCGGGAGAUCCAGACUUCUGUUCGCCUAGUGCUGCCAGGGGAGCUCGCCAAGCACGCCGUCUCUGAGGGCACCAAGGCCGUCACCAAGUUCACCUCCUCCUAGGCUUUUCUGAUGUGCUCAAGAGGGUCACCUCUCCCGCGCGUGGCUGCUUCCUUGUUGCUUUCAAGUUCUUUGCUGUAGUUAGGUGUGCGACUGCGUCAUGACUCGUGACUUUGCUAUCUUGUAAGAAUUGUGUUGUUGUAGGAACAGCACUGUUAUUUUAGUCUGAGGAAAUAGGAAUGUUGCUGCAUCGCUCUUAAUCAUGACUGUAACUAUCUUGAUCU